GAGCGGCACCGGAGCCUCAGAAGAGUCCAGAUGGCGCAAUGGGAGACACUGCAGAAUCUUGACAGCCCGUUUCUGGACCAGCUGCACCAGCUAUACUCUCAAAGCAUCCUGCCAAUGGAUGUUAGACAGCACUUGGCUGCCUGGAUUGAAGACCAGAACUGGCGGGAGGCCUCGCUAGGCAAUGAUCAGUCCAAGGCCAACAUGCUGUACUUCAACAUCCUGGACCAGCUGAACCAGUGGGACCACUCCUCAGACCCUGAUUGCUUUUUAUUGCAGCAUAACUUGCGAAAAUUCAGCCGGGACAUCCAGACCUUUUCUAAUGGCCCUACCCAGCUGGCUGGGAUGAUCUUUAACCUUCUCCUGGAAGAGAAAAGAAUUCUGAAUCAGGCUCAAAGGGCUCAGGAGGUACAAGCCAGGCCAGCUCCUGAAGUGGCAGUGGGAAGCCAGCAGCUUGAGACUGAAUCCCGAAUCCUGGAUUUACAGGCUAGGGUUGAGAUGUUGGUGAGAUCCAUCAGGCAACUGAAAGACCUGCACGACGUCUUCAGCUUCAGAUACACGGUUUUCACUCAAAAGAAGACAUCAUCUUUGGACCCUCAUCAGAAGGAACAGUUCCAGCUUGUACAGACAACAGCCAAUGAACUGGACAGAAUGAGAAAGGAAGUGCUGGAUACGUCCAGAACACUAGUAGGCCGAUUAACCACCCUGGUUGACCUGUUGCUGCCAAAAUUGGAUGAGUGGAAGGUGCAGCAGCAGAAAUCUUGCAUUGGAGCCCCACUGCCAGAGCUGCAGCUGGAACAGCUGGAACAGUGGUUGACGGCUGGAGCAAAGCUCCUGUUCCACCUUCGACAGCUGCUGAGACAGCUGAAGGAAAUGAGCCACAUGCUUAAGUAUGACGGGGACAUGUUCAGCAAAGGGGUGGACCUGCAAAAUGCCCAAGUCACAGAGUUACUACAACGCCUGCUCCAAAGGUCCUUUGUGGUAGAAACCCAGCCCUGCAUGCCCCAAACCCUUCAUCGACCCCUCAUCCUGAAGACUGGGAGCAAGUUCACUGUCCGAACAAGACUGCUGGUGAGACUCCAGGAGGGCAACGAGUCACUCAAAGCAGAGGUCUCCAUUGACAGGAAUUCAGAGUUACCAGGCUUCCGGAAAUUUAACAUUCUGACCUCAAACCAAAAAACCUUGACCCCUGAGGAGGGCCAGAGACAAGGUUUAGUUUGGGACUUUGGCUUCUUGACGCUGGUGGAGCAACGUUCUGUGGGGACAGGAAAGGGCACCAAUAAGGGGCCGCUGGCCGUAAUGGAGGAGUUACAUGUCAUCAGCUUUGUGGUGCAAUACGUGUACCAAGGUCUGAAGAUGGAGCUGCAGACGGACACGCUCCCUGUGGUGAUCAUUUCUAACAUGAACCAGCUCUCCAUUGCCUGGGCCUCAGUUCUCUGGUUCAACAUGCUCAGCCCAACCCCCCAGAACCCCAAAUUCUUCUGCCAUGCUCCUAAAGCCCCCUGGAGCUUGCUGGGGCCUGUUCUCAGUUGGCAAUUCUCCUCGUAUGUUGGCCGAGGCCUCAAUUCUGAGCAGCUGGGCAUGCUGAAGAACAAGCUCUUUGGAAAGAACUGCAGGAUGGAGGAUGCAUUGUUGUCCUGGGUGGACUUCAGUAAGAGAGACAGCCCCCCUGGCAAGAUCCCUUUCUGGACGUGGCUGGACAAAAUUCUGGAGCUGGUCCAUGACCACCUGAAGGAGCUCUGGAAUGAUGGGCACAUCAUGGGCUUUGUGAGCCGGAACCAGGAACGCCGACUGCUGAAGAAGAUGGUCUCUGGGACCUUUCUUCUGCGCUUCAGUGAAACUUCUGAGGGGGGCAUCACUUGCUCUUGGGUGGAGCACCAGGAUGAUGAUAAAGUGAUCAUCUACUCCGUGCAGCCCUACACCAAGGAAGUGCUACAGUCACUCCCACUGACAGAAAUAAUCCGCCACUACCAGGUUCUUGCCGACGAGAACAUCCCUGAGAACCCUUUACGCUUCCUCUAUCCCAGAAUCCCUCGGGAUGAAGCUUUUGGGUGCUACUACCAGGAAAAAGUUAAUUUUGAAGAGCGGAGGAAAUACCUGAAACACAGGCUAAUUGUGGUCUCCAACAGACAGGUGGACGAGCUGCAGCAACCUCCAGAACUUAAACCGGAAGCAGAACUGGAUCCGUUAGAGCUAAAUGAAGAUCUCAUGUCAGCCAUGACGUUAGAACAAGACCUGGAUUUACAGACGCUGCUGGAGGAAGGGCUGGAUCUAGGGACAAAGCUGGAACUAAACCCCACACCGUGUGUGGACCCACAAACAAUGCCAGAGGCAGACCCAGGACCUGCCUCGCAGCUGUCACCAGAGUCAGAUUUACCUCAAGAUCUGCAGCAGCUGAACAUGGUGGAUAUGGAAAUUUUCAGAAACAACAUCAUAAAUAUUGAUGACAUCAUGCCCCACGGUGACCCGCUGUUGGCUGAUCAGAACAUCGGAGACGAAGCCUACAUGUCCUGCCAGAGCCAUUUUGAUGUGGAUGGACCCUUGAUUCCUUCUGAUGACUAGAAGUCUCGUUCCCCUCUGUCCUCCCUACAGUGGGAGAUGAGGCCUUCUGAGCUGGGUUAGCCAUGGACUUUGGAGUAAGAGGUAAAAGUGUAAGAUGGCUUUGAAGGUGCACCAAAGAAUCAGAACAGACACUGGCCGUAGUCUUGCUAGGAUCCUGAGUCUGCCUGCCAUGCUGGGAGAUGCAGGGGUCCUGAGGGCAAGCUAGGACAUUUGAGAGAUUGUUAGAGGAUACCCAAGGCAGUGCUAUCUUUGCAGUAUGGUAAGAUUUUAAUGGUUUGAUGAUUGGUAAGGCCAAAUUGGUGUGACCUUUGUGGGGAGCACAGAGAUGGAUGGAGUUUUGUCCUCCCUCCCCUUUGCUAUCCUGGGUCUUGUCAAAGCCGGACUCUCAACUGUGGCAGGCAACUACACUGGCACUGAGCCAUACCCCAAGUGCUUUAGUCCUGUCUAAUGGCCACUUCAGGUCUAACUAACCCUUUCCUUUUCUUCUCCCUUGGCUCCCGACUCCAAUUCUAAAUCUCCUUUUUCCCUGUAGAGGCUGAGAGCUGUCUGCUUCAGCCCACCAUGUGAACUCUAUCCUAAGGAUGAGCAUGGCAAAUAGUAUUCCUCCUAGUGGUCUCCAGCCCUGCUCACCCCUCCCCUACACAACAAUCCUGGUCCCUUAGGAAGAUGUGAAGCUUUGCUGCCUUAGGCAGUCUCGCCUCUACUUCUCCAGUUCUUGAGAGAAUCACUCCUGUAGGUCUGGGUGCUCAGGUUUCUGAGCACUGGGAAUUUCUUCUUAUAGUACUGGGUAGAAUUGAGUGAAGAGACAUGCUGCAUCCGGGCUGUCUUACUAAUAAGUUGUCACUCUUUUGUACAUCGUUAAUGUGAAAGCCAAGCGUGUCCCCUUAGGCGUGACCCGGGCAAGGACCUCAGAGCCAUGAAGGUUUAUCAGAGGCCUCUGGACAUCCUUAAGCCUUGCCCAGGCCAGGGAACCCGGGAGCAACUGCCACUACUCUGAGGUGUGUUUGUGGUACAACUUGAGUGGCAAAUGAACAUGAGCCAUACUGUGACUGUU
Messenger RNA from Cricetulus griseus (Chinese hamster), 3613 nucleotides. NCBI's taxonomy places the organism in Eukaryota, Metazoa, Chordata, Mammalia, Rodentia, Cricetidae. The record is from RefSeq and is a predicted model, not a curated record.